Molecule: messenger RNA, 6601 nt
Organism: Fundulus heteroclitus (mummichog)
Lineage: Eukaryota; Metazoa; Chordata; Actinopteri; Cyprinodontiformes; Fundulidae
Gene: frem1b
Product: Fras1 related extracellular matrix 1b
Exons: 34
Coding region: 160-6345 (2061 amino acids)
Biological process (GO): cell communication
Cellular component (GO): membrane
Source: RefSeq, a predicted model, not a curated record
GGGCAGCCUCUCUCUCCCCCCGCUCUCCUUCCUGCGUGUUGAAACCAGACUUUGGGAGGCAGCAGGCUGCAGGCAGCAAGACGAAGAGCAGCAGCUUCAGGCUGGACGCUGAUGAAGCGCUGAAGCUAAACCACAGGACGAGGCGUUCAGGGACCCGUCAUGGCGUGGGUCAGACGCCUUCUGCUCCCGCUCCUCCUGGUGUCGUCGGUGCGCCCCCGCUCUCUGGUGCAGGUGAACUCAGGUGUGCAGGUCCUCCGAGGCGGCGUCGUCUCCGUCACCCGGUCACACCUGAAGAUCCAGGUGGAGCCGAGCUGCGACUGCAGGGUGGAGGUGGUGCAGAACGAGCCUGUGACCCAGCGGGUCGGCAAGCUGACUCCGCAGAUGUUUGACUGCAGUUUCCUGGAGGACGAGGUCCGCUACGUCCACAACGGGAGUCCUCUGCUGGACGACGACACGGUUCUGCUCCGAGUGUACAGGUUCACGUCCUCAGACCUGCAGCUGGAGACGGUGGUCCUCCGGGUCCGGGUGGUGGACGGCGGUUCUGGUGUGGCGGCGCUGGGCGGUUCUCCUCUGGUAGUGCCGGCUUUCUUGGGCCUGUCCAACGCCAUCAGCAGCUCGGUGCUGAGCAUCAGAACUCCGGAGAACCUGGUCUGCUCCGUGCGGCUGAUGAGCGCAGAGACCUCGGUACCGGCGGCGGGUCGGCUGGUCCGCCAGGACCUCUCCGGGCUCCGCAGAGGCCGUCAGGCGGAGGACUCGUGUCCUGGAAACAAAGCGUGUCUCCACCACGUCACGGAGGUCCGGGUCCUGAAGGCCAGCUGCCAGGACUUCCUGAGGUCCGGUCUGCGGUACCAGCACCUCAGACCUCCGUCCCCCCGGGUGGACUACGUCCCGCUGCGGGUGGAGCUGAGGGAGCAGGCCAGCAGGAGGCUGCUGGAGUCGCAGGCGCUGUGGUUGCCGGUUCUGAUCCGGGGCGCCGUGCAGAACCAGGCCCCCAAGGCCGGCUUCAUGGCGUCCUCCAUCCUGGAGGUGGACCAGUUCGUCCUCACGCCCCUCAGCACCGCCGCGCUGGACGCCACGGACGCCGAGACGCCGCAGGAGCAGCUGGUGUUCAACGUGACGGCGCCCCCUGCUGGCGGCUACAUCACACACCUGGAGGACCACACCAAGGAGGUGCGCUCCUUCACCUGGCUGGCGCUGCGCGACAUGAAGGUCGCCUACCAGCCCCCCAACAGCAGCCACACUCUCCGCCAGAACCUCCAGGUGGAGUUCCAGGCGAUAGACGGGUCCUUCGCCAGCAGCCCGCCCAUCCUGCUGCACCUGUCUAUCAGGGCGUCAGAAACAAACGCACCCAGAGUCUCCUGGAACAUGGGUCUGGACCUGCUGGAGGGUCAGUCCCGGCCAAUCACCUGGGAGGAGCUGCAGGUGGUGGACAGGGACAACAUGGACGCCGUCUACCUGGUGGCUGUGGACGGACCGGCGCACGGGCGGCUCAGCGUCAGAGGUGAGAAGGCCUUCAUGUUCCGCGUGCGGGACCUGAAGGAGGGCGUGGUCGUCUACCACCACUCUGACAGCGACUCCACCCGCGACCACAUCGUGUUCCGCAUCAGCGACGGGCGCCACAGCAUCAGACACAAGUUCCCCAUCAGCAUCCUGCCCAAGGACGACUCGCCGCCCUUCCUCAUCAACAACGUGGCGGUGGAGGUGCAGGAAGGCGGCCAGGUGCGGCUCCAGGACUUCAUGCUGCUGGCCUCUGACCUGGACUCCAGCGACGACUUCAUCGUCUACCGCAGCGUCUCCGCCCCGCGGGCCGGCCGGCUGCUCAGGAGCAGCUCCAGCCAGCAGGCCGCGGUUCCUGUGGACAGCUUCCUGCAGAGAGACCUGAUCCAGGGUCAGAUCUAUUACCAACACUCAGGAGACGAGAUCUUUGAGGAUUCCUUCGACGUUGUGCUCUCUGACAGCCACCAGCCUCCCAACCUGUCACAGACAUACACGGUGGUCGUCCAGGUGUUCCCGGUGAAGGACCAGCUGCCGGCGGAGGUUGCCGGCGCCGUGCGCUCGCUGAGCGUCAGGGAGACGGACGUGGUUUACAUCUCGCCGGCUCAGCUGCACUUCACAGACAGAGAAGAUCCACAGGCCGACCUCACCUACACCGUCACACAGCCCUGCUUCAGCCCGCUGCAGCCUGGACUGAUGGAUGCAGGACGGCUGUUCUACCCCGACGGCACCAACUCCAUGAAGAAGGACCACAUGGCGCCGGUGCUGAAGUCCUUCACUCAGCACGCUGUGAACCACAGGAAGGUGGCCUUCAUGCCUCCUGUGGAGGACAUCGGUCCUGAGCCGCUCUUCGUUCAGUUUGUGUUGUCGGUCAGCGACCAACAUGGCGGCACCAUCUCUGGUCUGGUCUUCAACGUCACAGUCACCCCCGUGGACAACCUUUCUCCUGAGGCCUUCACCAACCUGCUGCGGGUGGAGGAGGGCGGGGGGGCCUUUGUGACGGAGGAGCAUCUCCUGAUCCAGGACCACGACAGUCCUGAGGAGACGCUGAGGGUGAAGGUCCAGAGGACGCCGCGUCACGGCCGGUUGGAGCUGCAGGGUGGAGUUCUGCUGCAGGGAGGCACCUUCAGGCUUCCUGACCUGAGAGGUCUGCGGCUCAGGUAUCUCCAUGACGACUCUGAGACCAGCCAGGAUGAAGUGGCUCUGAAGGUGACCGAUGGGCUGAACUCUGUAAACGUCCUACUGCAGAUCCAGGUCCAGCCCGUGAACGAUGAGCCCCCCCAGCUGGGCGGGGGUCUGCGGGCCGAGCUGAGCUGUCAGGAAGGCGGGCGGGUCCAGGUGACGGUGGACUACCUGUCGGCCACGGACCGGGACAGCGAGGACUCCAGGCUGACCUACAUGUUGGCCCGCCGUCCCGGCAGAGGAGAGCUGCAGAGCGCCGGGCUGGUGACGGACAAGUUCUCCCAGCAGGAGCUGCUGCAGGGACACGUCCACUAUGUCCACUCAGGUGAGGAGAUCGGACCUGAGCCGGUGUUUGACACCAUCACCCUGAUCGUCUCUGACGGAGAGGCUGGAGGGACGGAGCGCUGUUGCCACGGAGACGCCCGUCCUCCACCCGUCCCUCUGCACCGCUCACUUCCUGUUUACCACCUCAACGUCACCGUACUUCCUGUCAACAACAAAGUCCCUGAAGUCACCCGGGGGGACUCGGUGCUGCAGGUGGAGGAGGGCUCCAGGGCCUGCCUGUGUGGGGGGGUUCUCGGGGCCUCGGACCCAGACAGCCCCCCCCAGGAGCUGACGUUCCACCUGGAGACGCUGCCUCUUCACGGCUUCCUGGAGAACGUGCUGCCGACGGCGGGCUCCGAGAAGAGCAACGCGGGAACGCCCAUAGAAUCCUUCAGCCUCGCCCACCUGAGCUCAGGUCUCAUAAACUACGUCCAAUCAGAGCACAGAGGGGCGGAGCCUACGGUGGACCAGCUGUCCCUCAGAGUGAGCGACGGGCUGCAUAGCUCCGCCCCCUUCCCCCUCUACAUCAUCAUCAGCCCCACCAAUGACGAGCCUCCCUGGCUGCGGCUGGCUAACUUCAGCGUGAGCGAGGGCGGAGUCACGGAGCUGACGCCCUCCAUCCUGGACGCCUCCGACCUGGACGCCCCCCCCGACCUCCUGACCUUCAGGGUGGAGCGGCCGCCGGCUCACGGCAGCUUGGUCCGCGCGGCGUCUGGGGAGCAGAGGAGCCUCCCGGUGUCCUCCUUCACGCUGCAGGAGCUGCGACAGGGUGUGAAGAUCCUCUACCUGCACGACGACACGGAGACGCUGCAGGACGCCGUUCUGCUGCAGCUCACCGACGGCGUCCACACGGUGGAGGCCACCGCCCGGGUCACCGUGCUGCCGGUCAACGACAACCAGCCACACCUGCUCAGGAAUGCUGGGCUGGACCUGGACCCUGGGGAGCGCAGAGUGAUCUCCAGCGUGGUUCUGGAAGCUGCAGAUCUGGACACACCUGCAGAUCAGGUGUUCUACUUCAUCAGCGCUGCACCAAGAUUUGGAGAACUCCUGCUGAAGACAGAGUCCAGCUGGGCCGAGCUUUGGGCCGGUCAGAACUUCACUCAGGAGCAGCUGGAGAUGAACCGGGUCUGGUACCGUCACAGAACCAGCGCCGCCGGAUCCACAGAUCACGACAGCUUCCGCUUCAUCCUGAGCGAUCUGGACAACGAGUCUCCAGCCCAGAACUUCCUGAUCUCCAUCCGCACCGCGCACAGAGGUGAGAUCGUCCUGCAGACCGAGGCCGUCCACCUGAGGGCGGGGCAGCGGCUGGUGCUGAACACCGACAUCCUGCUGGCGCUGGACUCCGCGGGCCGACCCGAUCAGCUGGUCUUCACCGUGUCCGGCCCGGCCCGCCACGGCCUGGUCCACUCCGCGCGCCGACCCGGCGUUCCUCUGCUCAGCUUCACGCAGCUGGACGUGGCGGCGCAGCGAGUCUGCUACACUCACAGCAACGACCGCCACCAGAGCGACGCGUUCAGCUUUGUCGUUACAAACGGCGCCUCGUCCCGCAGCGGAACCCUCCUCUUCACGAUCGAGCACGGCGACCGCGUCCCGCCGACCCUGAGCAUCAACGCCGGCCUCCGCCUGCAGGACGGCUCCACCGCCGCCAUCGGCCCUGACGUCCUGCAGGUGAGCGACCCGGACACCGCCGCCUCCAACCUGACCUACCUGGUCACGCUGCCGCCCAGGACCGGCACGCUGCUGCUGAGGGGGGCCCCGCUGCCUUCACCCCCCAGGUUCCUCCAGACUGACGUCGACCACCUGGACCUGGCCUACCGCCACAAUCCAGGCGGCCCGGCAGAACCGGACCGGUUCUACUUCCUGCCCACCGAUGGCACCAAUAAAGGUUACCUGGAGUUUGGCCAGUUAAGGGAGGAGCCUGCAGUGUUUAACAUCCAGGUGGAGCAGGUGGACCGGAUCGCUCCCAGCCUGACCCGCAUGGAGAGUCCCAGUACCGUGGUGGACCUCGGCGCCGGCCGGUCCGGUAUCGUCAUCUCCAGCAGACACCUGCAGGCUUCGGACCCGGACAGCCCAGCAGAACUUCUGGAGUUCUCCAUCAUCACGCCGCCUCAGUUUGGAUCCCUGGAGAACGCAGCCACAGGGGCCUCCAUCAGGGGCCGGUUCUCCCAGCAGGAUCUGGAGCGGCGUUCCGUGCUCUACGUUCUCCCGGCUGACCUGGACGUGACGGCUGACAGCUUCCGGUUCCGUCUGGUGGACCCGGCAGGAAACGGGGCCCCGGCCCAGGUGCUGGAGCUGUUCUGGUCCCGGGUCCAGUUGUCAGCGAGCUGCUACAGAACCUGCGAGACUUCAGGAACCCUGCAGGUCCAGAUCCAGCGCAGCGGGAGGAGCGCCGACCCGGCUUACGUCUCCAUCCAGGUGGAGGAAGGAUCAGCUAAAGUCGGCAGGGAUUUCACCCACAGCUCAGCGGCUCUGAUCCAGUUUGACACAGGUGUGAACGUGAAGACCUGGAACGUUUUCCUGGUGGACGAUGGUCUGGAGGAGAACCACGAGACCUUCAGCAUCUCCCUGGAAAAGCCUCAGAACGCCGUCAUGGGCCACAGAACCUCAGCCAGCGUGGAGAUCAUCGAUCCCCAGCGAGGACGCUGUGAUCCUGACCACCUAAAGAUGGCGCCACCUCCUCCUCCUCCUCCUCCUCCUCCUCCUCCUCCUCCUCCUCCUCCUCAGCUCCCUGAUCCUCCUCCUGAGGGAGACGUGGAGGGAGACCUGGUCACGGACAUUGAGGCGGAGCUUCUGUGGGAGAACCAGCCACACCCUCCCAGGGGUGACGUCCCGGACCGCCAGGCUUACCUGAACUACGGAGAGGUGGAACCACAGGACCAGGCGGCCCGCACCGCCGGGGGUCACCUCCAGGGGGCGCACAGUGGGAGCAGAGACGCACAGGUGGUGAGCUCCCUGGGUACCGUGUGUCCUGAAGGUUGGACCUUCUACAGGAGACGCUGUCACAUGGUCAGCUCGUCCCUGGCCAGCUGGGCCAGCGCCGACAGAACCUGCUCGGUCCUCUUUAACGGCAGCCUGAGCGGCGUGCGCUCCAGGAAGGACGUCGGCUGGAUGUGGAGGUUUGCAGGGAAGAAGUCCUUCUGGAUCGGUGGCUCUGGAGACCCGGACCACUGGAUGUGGGCCCACAGUCCUUCAGGCGGAGUCGGGGGGGUGCCGUUGGGACCUGAUGAUGCUGACCUCAGCUCUGACUGUGUGCUGGUUGAAAACCCCAGAAGAUGGACUCGUACCAACUGCUCAGCAGAAGCUCAGCACUUGUUUAUCUGUUCUGCAGAGGCGGUUCCUCCCUGAGAACCUGGGAUUCUGAACCACGGUGAUGGGAGACACGGUUCCCCUGAAAGAAAUGUUCAAAUGGUCCAUUUUAUUUACCAGAACUAACCAUUUCAUCACUAAUGUAGUUAAAUAUAUGGAUUGUGGGAAACGUGGCAUGUGUGGUUGAAAUUAACUAAAAAGUAGCAUCAUCUAUAUUAAGGUUUUUUUAUUUAAAAGGUGCAAAAUAAAACUAUAACUGUGAACAUGAACCAAAUAAACUGUGGAGGAAACAAAA